Molecule: messenger RNA, 3387 nt
Organism: Misgurnus anguillicaudatus (oriental weatherfish)
Lineage: Eukaryota; Metazoa; Chordata; Actinopteri; Cypriniformes; Cobitidae
Gene: pomt1
Product: protein-O-mannosyltransferase 1
Biological process (GO): protein O-linked glycosylation via mannose
Cellular component (GO): membrane; endoplasmic reticulum
Molecular function (GO): dolichyl-phosphate-mannose-protein mannosyltransferase activity
Source: RefSeq, a predicted model, not a curated record
GAAGGUGGCGGUAAUGCAGCAACGAGCUGGAUACCAACCGCCAUAAAACACAAAAAGAAGUUGCACAACAACAUAAGACCAGGAGGCUUAUUUUAUUAAAGAUAUGUGUUUAUUCUUUUGAAUCAAAUCAAAGUUGUGCUAGGAUAUUUAAGUUAUAUUAGUAUUAGUUACAUUAGAACGAGUUAUGCAAACAGCGUGCAGCUAUGAAAUGAAGAUCAUUGAGAUUUAUUUACGAAACCAGAAAUUUACCACAAAAUAAAAGUGACUUAAGCAGAAUGCAGUGUGUGAAGGUGAAGGUGGAGAUAAAUGUGCUGCUCGUGGCAGUGACUGCUCUUGCGCUCUUCACGAGACUUUAUGACAUUCAGUUUCCUAAAGCUGUAGUGUUUGAUGAAGUCUUUUAUGGGCAGUUCUUAUCUCUAUACAUGAAACGAGUGCAUUUUAUUGACGAAAGUGCUCCACCUUUUGGCCACAUGAUAUUAGCUUUAGGAGGUUAUUUAGGAGGAUUUGAUGGCAACUUUGUUUGGAAUAGAAUUGGAGCAGAAUACAGCAGUAAUGUUCCUGUUUGGAGCCUACGGAUUAUUCCUGCCAUUGCAGGCUCGUUGUGUUUACCACUGAGUUAUCUUCUGGUGCUGGAGCUGAGAUAUAAACAUCUCACAGCAUUAGGAGCCUCGGUGCUCCUCCUCACGGAAAAUUCCCUGAUUGUGCAGUCACGUUUCAUGUUGCUGGAUUCUGUUUUGAUCUUUUUUUUGCUGCUAGCUGUGCUGUCAUACCUCCGCUUUUACAAAGCACACGAUUCAUGGUUCAGGUGGUUUUGGCUGGUGAUAUCUGGGGUCAGUUGUGCAUGUGCAGUCGGAGUAAAGUACAUGGGUAUGUUCACAUACUUUCUACUGCUCGCUCUAGCAGUUGUACACAUCUGGCAACUUCUUGGAGAUCGAACAUUAAGCAAUGCCAAAGUAGCAGCUGAGGUGUUGGUUCGUUUCCUUGCCCUUGUGGUUUUACCCGUCGUCGUGUACCUCGGCUUUUUCUACGUUCAUCUAACCCUGCUUUACCGCAGUGGACCACACGAUCAGAUGAUGAGCAGUGCUUUUCAAGCAAGCCUGGAGGGUGGUCUGGCCAGGAUCACUCAUGGGCAGCCUUUGGAGAUAGCAUUCGGUUCCCAGGUUACUCUCCGCACUUUGUCCGGCAAACCCGUACCAUGUUGGCUUCAUUCCCACAAGGCUAACUAUCCGGUUAGGUAUGAAAAUGGACGCGGCAGCUCGCACCAACAGCAAGUGACCUGCUAUCCUUUCAAAGAUGUAAACAACUGGUGGAUUAUUAAGGACCCUGGCCGCCACAGUCUGGUGGUAAACAGCCCUCCCAAACCGGUCAGACACGGCGAUGUUAUUCAGUUGGUACACGGGAUGACAUCUCGCUACCUCAACACACAUGAUGUUGCUGCACCCAUGAGCCCUCACCUACAGGAAGUGUCUGCUUAUAUUGAUUUUAAUGUGUCUAUGCUGGCUCAGAAUCUAUGGAGAGUGGACGUCACCAACAGAGAGUCGGAUAGAGAAAUCUGGAAGACGAUUUUAUCAGAGGUGCGAUUUGUUCAUGUCAACACUUCAGCUGUUCUCAAGCUCAGUGGCGUCUCUCUGCCCGAGUGGGGUUUCAAACAGCUGGAGGUGGUCGGAGAUAAGAUUAAUAAAGCCUACCAGCAGACGGGCGUCUGGAACGUGGAGGAGCAUCGCUAUGGAAGAAGUCAGGAACAGAUGGAGAGGGAGUUGGAGCUGAAAUCACCUACUCACAGUGACAUCACAAAAAACCUCACUUUCAUGGCCAAAUUUCUUGAGCUGCAGUGGAAGAUGCUGACAGUGAAGAAUGAAGAGUCUGAGCACAAGUACAGCUCAUCACCUCUUGAAUGGAUUACCUUGGAUACAAACAUUGCAUACUGGCUUCAUCCUUCAACUAAUGCACAAAUUCAAUUGAUCGGUAAUCUUGUUACUUGGACCACAGGAAACAUUGCACUGGCAGUUUACUCUCUUUUGCUCUUAAUCUACUUAUUGAGGCGACGAAGAAAAGUCCUGGACAUUUCUGAAGACUCAUGGGAGCAGCUGGUUUUGGCGGGUGUAGUGACUAUCGGAGGCUGGUCGGUUAAUUACGUGCCGUUCUUUCUAAUGGAGAAGACUUUGUUUCUGUACCACUAUCUUCCAGCCCUUACCUUCAAGGUCUUGCAGAUACCUAUAGUUGUCGAGCAUCUGUACACUCACGUAUUGAGAUCCUCGGCUCAACAGAAGUCAUUUGUUGGUGUUAUUCUGGCAGUCCUUACUUCAAUAUUUGUGUGCCACCGCAACUUGAGUCCUCUUACUUACGGUCAGCCUGCACUGACCUCAGAUCAGCUGACUGCACUAUGUUGGAAAGAGAGCUGGGAUCUUCUUCUUCGCAGACGCUGAAACUUCCCUCAUUUCCGAAAGAAUAGGACAUUCAGUCUUUGUUACAAAAUUCGGGUCUUUUAGGGUCUUGUUACCCCAAACAUAAAAAUGUAAAGAACUUCUCUACAAUGAAAACUCUGCUGCUGCUCAGUAAAAAAUCAACUAUUUUUGUAAAAUCACAUGUGGGAUUUUAUAAUGUAUAGUAACGUCACCUGCUGCCAUUAUGUGACACAUUCAUAUUGAUGCUUCAUUGUGGUUUCUUCAGAAUCCAUUCUGGGAAACUUGGCUGUCCACACAAGUCACAUUUGUUUAUCUUUAUGAUACAGUUUGCCAUCUCUGAGCUGCUCAAACAAACAACUCUUUGUUUACGUCAUAUGUCUGCCUGUCCUUCAUCUCUGUUUUGUAGUUUGUCAAGUUGUAGUCCUGCGUCUGUGGCCCCGCCCUUAUUGUGUUCACCUGUUUUGUUUCACUAAUGAGUAUCACUACGUUUCUUGUGUAACAGAUGUCUCCUUUGGGGCUCCUCCGUUACGGUUAUAUUAAAAACUUUUUUGCUUAUGAUGACAUUUGUGUGAAAGUCAAACUACAAAUAGACUAUUGACCAUUGAGCCUCAAGUAAAAUAUAAGAGGUAAACCUUUUCUUACUUUAUUCAGUGCUAAAAAUCAACGUGAUCUCUUCGGUGUUUACCCUUCAGAUUUGCAGCAGAUUGCUGUGAUUAUAAAAGACUAUCACACGUUUAAUAAUGAGGAGACGCCUUUCUAAACCUCAUAUACUGAACCUCACAACUGUAGAUGUAAAGUGUCACAAACUACAUCGAAAUGCUUGAUUGGUCCCUGUGUUCAGAUCAUUUAGUUUUUAUGUAUUUCAUCUAAUAUGGACCCAAACCUAAAUUUAAGUUGUUUACACAAACAUAUGUGUGACCCAGUCCUUUAAUAUAUGUACAGUAAGUAUAACUCCACAUAAAAGUAAACAUUAUUUGUUUUA